AUGGUUGAGGAUCCAAAGAGGAAGUCACUCAAUGUUCUUGCUGUCCUUUUGCUGUUCAGCUCAGCACAAGCAGGAAAUAAAGACAUUCUCUCAGGGCAUCACUGCACUGACUUCCAGACAGCAAAUUUCCUACGAGGCAGUAAACUUAAGGUCCGGUUUCUGCUGUUCACCUCCUCAAGCCCCAGCUGUGGGGAGCUGAUUUUAGUUGAUGAUGACAUCAAGAACUCCAGCUUCAACAGCAGCCUGGAAACCAAGAUAAUAAUCCAUGGCUUCAGGGCUUUGGGUACCAAACCUUCCUGGACUGAAGGGCUUGUCCAUGCCAUACUGCACACAAGCCAGGUGAACGUGAUUGCAGUAGACUGGGUUUAUGGGUCUACAGGAACCUAUCCCUCCGCAGUGGAAAAUGUCACACGGCUGGCCCUCUCCGUCUCACAGUUCAUCAGCAAGCUCCUGGCCCUGGGAGUCUCAAGGACAUCCAUCCACAUCAUUGGAGUAAGCCUUGGGGCACAUGUUGCGGGUCUGGUGGGACACUUCCAUGACGGUCAGCUGGGACACAUAACAGGCCUGGAUCCUGCAGGCCCUCAGUACACCAGAGCCAGCCCUGAGGAACGCCUGGAUCCUGGGGAUGCCCUCUUUGUGGAAGCCAUUCAUACUGAUACUGACAAUUUUGGGAUCCGGAUUCCUGUAGGCCACAUCGAUUAUUUCGUCAAUGGAGGCAAAGAUCAGCCAGGAUGCCCCCGGUUUAUCUCUGCAGGCUACAAGUAUCUGAUCUGUGAUCACAUGAGGGCAGUACAUCUCUAUGUCAGUGCCUUGAAAUAUUCUUGUCCACUUGUGGCGUUCCCUUGUGCAAGUCAUCAGGAUUUUUUACACGGACAUUGCCUGGACUGUGUUGAUCCCUUCCUGUUCUCCUGUCCCAGAAUAGGCCUGCUGGAGCAGGCAGGUGUCAACAUGAGAAAGCUGCCCAAGGAAGUGAAAGUUUAUUUAAUGACCAGCCCCUCAGCCCCAUUCUGUGUCUAUCACAGCCUGGUUGAGUUCCACUUGCAGAAGAAAAGAAAUGUAGUCACCAACAUUGAGAUCACUUUCUGCAGCAACAGCACCAAGGACACCACGAAGAUCGCCAUACCUAAGCAACAGGAGAUGGGCAAACGGCUGCUGGCCCACAGAGUUCCCCUCUGCCAGAUAAACAGCGUGACACUGAAGUAUCUUCCCAAGAAUCGAUUUUGGAGGAAGGAUGAAUCAUCUAUUUUUGGCAGGUUCUGUGCAGCCUCACUGCCUCUUGACAGCAACAGGACAACGUCAUGCCUGCCCUGGAACCUUACCCUCCCCAGCAACACAGACAUCUCCUACGAGCUCCCCACUGCUUGUGCCUAG
Molecule: messenger RNA, 1371 nt
Organism: Mesitornis unicolor (brown roatelo)
Lineage: Eukaryota; Metazoa; Chordata; Aves; Mesitornithiformes; Mesitornithidae
Gene: PLA1A
Product: phospholipase A1 member A
Exons: 11
Coding region: 1-1371 (456 amino acids)
Biological process (GO): lipid metabolic process
Molecular function (GO): lipase activity; carboxylic ester hydrolase activity
Source: RefSeq, a predicted model, not a curated record